This is a messenger RNA of Knipowitschia caucasica, 444 nucleotides long. Lineage: Eukaryota; Metazoa; Chordata; Actinopteri; Gobiiformes; Gobiidae. The record is from the annotation of a GenBank genome assembly.
AUGCCAAGCCCUUUUGAUGCUGCUUCUCAUUCUGCUCCCGUCUCUGCCACGUUGUCGCCCACAGCCAUUGGAACUCUCUCUGUGGACGCCAAGAAGAGGAAGAAGAGGAGCGAAGACUCCACCGCUUUAUUCAGCUCCCAGAAGACCUCUGCAGCCGCUUGGUUUGGCUCAAAGUUUGAUAAAUAUUAUAGACCCUGCGCUGGUCCCUCCCACGCCCGCCACCACCACUACUGCCACCACCACGGCCACUAUGGUCGCCCCGGCUCCAACAAAACAUCCGUCUCCGGGUCCUCCAUGCUGCUCCACUGCCGCUCAUGGGGGCUCAGCUCCGGGCACACCCCAGGGCCCCUCUGUACCCCUCUCACCCCCAGCCCCUCCACAGGUGCCUGUCACAUCACACCCUCCACGACCCCUCUUUGCUCCCACAACACUGGUGGUGGGUGA